Brassica oleracea var. oleracea is the source of this 531-nucleotide messenger RNA. RefSeq lists its product as uncharacterized. Gene Ontology annotation, molecular function: calcium ion binding. The transcript has a single exon. Bases 1 to 531 code for a protein of 176 amino acids. Lineage: Eukaryota; Viridiplantae; Streptophyta; Magnoliopsida; Brassicales; Brassicaceae. The record is from RefSeq and is a predicted model, not a curated record.
AUGUGGGAAGCGCUAAGGCCGAGGGCUCAAGUGAAGGACUGGGCUCGUUCGGUGUGGUUCAGGGGAGCAAUACCAAGACAAGCAUUUAUCAUGUGGCUUGCAAACCUCAACAGACUACCGACAAAAGUGAGGCUCGCAUCCUGGGGACUUAACAUCCAAACGGUUUGUUGCUUCUGCAAUACACAUGAUGAAACGCGUGAUCACCUCUUCCUAGAAUGCAGCUACAGCACUGCCUUAUGGCUGCGAUUCUUUGCAAGGCUUGAUCCCAACCGAACGGCUUUCCUCUCAUGGGAAGAACUUCUCUCCUGGUUACGAUUCUCCACAGCAUCAGCCCCAUCCACCAUCAGGAAGCUAGCGACUCAGUCCAUGAUCUACAUCAUCUGGAGGCAGCGCAACUCGGCAGUUCAUCUCACUGGAUUCUCCCCGCAGCAGACAACAUUCGCCACCAUAGACAGGGAUAUCCGUAAUGCCAUUAGUGCGAGAAGACAUAGGAGGAAAUUCACUACUCUUAUGCAACUUUGGAUUAGAUAG